This is a messenger RNA of Penaeus vannamei (Pacific white shrimp), 1981 nucleotides long. Its product is annotated as blastula protease 10. Gene Ontology annotation, biological process: proteolysis. Gene Ontology annotation, molecular function: zinc ion binding; metalloendopeptidase activity. NCBI's taxonomy places the organism in Eukaryota, Metazoa, Arthropoda, Malacostraca, Decapoda, Penaeidae. The record is from RefSeq and is a predicted model, not a curated record.
CUCUCGUUGUCUUAGAUGUCUUUCAAGAGAGGAAUCUGAGAAGAAGGUUGCUGAAAUUAUUAAGCUAUAUUUCUUGUGUUUAAAAGUCAAAUGGCGAGCGAUUUAAUAUGGAUACAGCGCACUGUGAGAAUAAUGUUCUUCUGUUCGUUUUUGCACUUCGCCUCCCUCACCGGCUACGACCUCCUUGAUCCGGACGACGAGCCACUCUCCCCGGACGACUACAUCCGCUACUCUUACAAGUACGACCAGGAAGAGUACGACGACCUUGGAUUCCCCGUUGACGACCACCGAGCGAAGGACGACGACGAGGAGGAGGACGUGUUACCGCUCGAGUUCGUGUACGACAGGAGGUUCCCGUCCAGGUUCCUGCCGAUCGACCGUAGGGGCCGCUUCGACCUCCUCAACCCAGACCUCGGCCCGGAAGGAGUACCCUUCGUCGAGGGAGACAUGGUUUUCCCAGAAAAGCCUUCACCUCCAGGAGGAGAGGGGGCGGGGGUGGGUGAGGAGGGAGGACGGAAGCUCGUGUCGCAGGAACGGCUGCUUUGGCCGCCGCAUCCGGAUACUGGCCUCCCCUUCGUGCCGUUUGUCAUUCACAGCUCGGCCAAGAAAAUCCGGCCCCUGCUCGAAAAGGCCAUCCGCACGUGGGAGAACCGCACCUGUAUCACCUUCAAGGAAAUACCCUUAGAAGACGAGGACGACCUGCAUGGCUACUCAGAUUCCCAGCAGCGCCUUCGGGGGCCAUUCCUCGUGUUCGUACGGAGUUCCGGUUGCUGGAGCUACGUCGGGAGGCAGUACUGGCGGCGGUGGGGCCAGAGACUCUCGAUCGGGCGGGGGUGCACGAAGCUCGGCACAGUAUUGCAUGAAAUCGGCCAUGCACUCGGCCUUCUGCAUGAACAAUCCCGGAGCGACCGAGACGAGCAUGUGAAAAUCUUGUGGGAGAAUAUCAUACUAGGGAAACAGAAGAAUUUUCGUGUGUGGAAAGACAGUCGAUUUGAUGGAGUUCCUUAUGAUUACUCUUCCGUCAUGCACUAUGGGAGUUAUUUUUUCAGCCAAGGCGGCCAGCCGACGAUCCUCCCCAGGAACCCCUUCCACCAGCCCCUCCUAGGCCAGCGGGAUGGCUUUUCCUUCAGGGACACUGCGGCGGUCAACUCCAUCUAUGGCUGCGUUAAGCGAUGGGAAGCCUCCUGUGGCGCCGCGACUCCGAAGUGCGAGAACGGAGGCUACAUCUUCCGGAACUGCCGCUGCCUGUGCCCGCCCGGAACAGCUGGACCCACGUGCGCCGCUGUGGUUGGGGACUAUUACCCCCAGCUGAAGUGUGGCGGUAACGUGACGUCAUCGCAAACCAUUUCGUCACCAGGACAUCCACGACCCUUUCCUGCGAAUAGUAGCCUGGUGCAUGUGGUGGGCGAGAGCGCCGCGCCCAUGCCAGCGCGUGAGGCUCGUCGUGGACGCCUUCCAUCUCCUGCGAGGCGUGGGCGGAGUCUGCCACUGGGACAUGUUCGAGGUCCGGCUGCGGGAUCCCUUGGAGGCGGGCGGCGCGUACUGCGGCGCCGACCUGUCUCCCGGCCAAGAGCUCAUCUCCGAAGGCCGCGACAUGUUCAUCGUCUUCCGCGGGAAAUAUGGCUACGUAAAGGGGUUUUCGGCUCGGCUGGACUUCGUCGAGGGAAGAGGACGGAGCGGAGGAUGCGAGGAAUCGACAGGGGAAAUGGGAGAGGAAGAAGGCGAAGCAGGAGAACGAAGAGGAGGGAGAGAAAGAGUAGGAGGAAGUGGCGACGUUGAUGGCGGGAAUUCGCUGUUAUGAUGAGUAACAUCGGAAAUCGACGAAUUCACUUCCUGCAAGGAGUUUCCCGUCGAUGUUGAACAGAAGCUUUGCAGUGUUGGAACUUGGUUGGUAUUUGCAAUUGGCAAUAAGAAUGAUUAUGAUGGUUCAUCGUGAUGAGUGGAAACUACAGAAGUACUGCAAAUAAAUGCUGAUAUUGAA